UUAUGAUUCAUCAAAACGUCAAAACAAAAUGAAUUUUUUCAAGGAUUUUCAUGGUAGAAGAUAAAAAAAGCGAUUUAAAUUUAAAACCACUCCUACAAGUUUUAAAAUCAUAAAAAAUGGGUCUGUUUGGAAAAAGUCCUGAGAGGGAUCCUAAGGAAAUGGUUAAUCAGUGGAAUCAUAAAUUGAGGAAAGAAGGUUACCAAUUGGAAAGGCAAAUCAGGGCGAUACAGAGGGAGGAGGAAAAAGUUAAACGUUCUCUCAAGGAAGCGGCAAAGAAAAAUGAUAAAGACACAUGUCUUAUAUUAGCAAAAGAAAUAUUGAGGUCAAGGAAAGCUAUAAGUAAAAUUUACACAUCUAAAGCUCAUAUAAAUUCGGUUAUGCUUCAGAUGAAAAACCAACUAGCAACUUUAAGAGUAGCUGGUUCUCUUGCUAAGUCAACAGAAGUGAUGAAUGCUAUGCAAAGGUUGAUCAGAGUACCGGAAGUAGCUCAUACUAUGCAGGAAAUGUCUAAAGAAAUGAUGAAAGCUGGCAUCAUAGAGGAAAUGCUGGAUGAAACCUUUGAAGAUAUGGAAGAAGAUCCAGAAGGAAUGGAAGAGGCAGCACAGAGUGAAAUUGAUAAGGUGCUUUGGGAAUUGACGGAAGGUAAGCUUGGAGAAGCACCAGCACCCCCUAUUUCUGAAGGUGCUUCUGCAGAAGUGAGUGUCCCAGCAGCAUUAGAUUUAAGUGAUGAAGAGAAGGAUGUAGAUGAAAUGGAGAGUAGAUUGGCUGCCUUGAAGUCCACAUAAUUUGAGAAAAUGAAUAUGACUAUCUUUUAUAUAGGUAACACAGCUUUAAGAAUUUUUCAGAUUAGCAAGUGUAAGAUUUUAACAGAAAAGUCAUGAGUUGUAAUGCUUUUUUCUUACUAAGUGCCCUUGACUGGAGUUAUUUUAUUCGUAAACAGCUUAACUCAUUAAUUAAAUUAAUAUAGUGGGUUAUACUGUUUACAGCUUUCAAGUACCACAAAUAUUUUGAAAUAGAUAUUAUUUCCUUAUAAUUUUUCCACGCUGUUGAAUAAUUUAUGAAGUAUUAAAUUAUGUUGAUCAUAGUCUCUAGAAAUAUAAUGUUUUCUGAA
Messenger RNA from Coccinella septempunctata (seven-spotted ladybird), 1111 nucleotides. It is a transcript of the gene Vps24, whose product is annotated as charged multivesicular body protein 3. The record is from RefSeq and is a predicted model, not a curated record. Gene Ontology annotation, biological process: protein transport; late endosome to vacuole transport; endosome transport via multivesicular body sorting pathway. Gene Ontology annotation, cellular component: multivesicular body; ESCRT III complex. Bases 117 to 785 code for a protein of 222 amino acids. The transcript is spliced from 5 exons. Lineage: Eukaryota; Metazoa; Arthropoda; Insecta; Coleoptera; Coccinellidae.